Thermothielavioides terrestris NRRL 8126 is the source of this 1325-nucleotide messenger RNA. RefSeq lists its product as uncharacterized. The transcript has 3 exons. Bases 196 to 1125 code for a protein of 309 amino acids. Gene Ontology annotation, cellular component: peroxisome. NCBI's taxonomy places the organism in Eukaryota, Fungi, Ascomycota, Sordariomycetes, Sordariales, Chaetomiaceae. The record is from RefSeq and is a predicted model, not a curated record.
AUGGCACCUUGGCGGCCAACCGCGAUGGGAAAGCUCCCGAAGGUUGUGUUAUAAAAAGGGAGAACGACCCGCAUGCCGCCAGGUUGUACAUACCGAAGCUCAGGGAUUCAAUUCAGUCAAUCGAACCUGUGAAACGUUAUUGAGAAAGCUCCGCCUAACCCCAACGUUGAUCGCAUCGAGCACAAGCAGAGCAACAUGUCUGGGCCCGGUGUUGGUUUCGAGUAUCCCGCGAAGGAGGUCAGCUGGACGAAGCGAGAUGCCUUGCUCUUUGCCAACUCGAUCGGCUGCACGGCCGAGGAGCUUCACUUCCUCUAUGAGCUCGAUCCCAACUUCUCCGUCUUCCCCACGUACCCCGUCAUCCUCACAUUCAAGGGCACAGCCACGGACGUGAUCGAUUUCUACGCCGCCCAGAAAGCGGUCCGGAUCCCGGGCGUGCCCGAGUUCGACCCCGCCCGCGUCGUCGACGGCCAGCGGCUGCUGCAGUCCUUCAAGCCGCUGCCGGCCAGCUCGGCGGGCCGGAAGUUCGAGGUGCGCACCAAGGUGCUCGGCGUGUACGACAAGGGGCGGCCCGGGACGGUCGUCGAGACGCAAUCGGACCUAGUCGACGCGACCACGGGCGACGUCUACACGCGCGUCAUCUCGUCGUCCUUCUUCGUCGCCCAGGGCAACUGGGGCGGGCCGAAGGGCCCCGCGACGGCCAACUUCCCCGCGCCCAAGGACCGCCGGCCGGACGUGGUGUUCGAGAACCAGACGACGGCCGAGACGCCGCUGCUGUACCGGCUCAACGGCGACUACAACCCGCUGCACGCGCACCCGGAGCCGGGCCGCAAGAUGGGCUUCGGCGGCGUCAUCAUCCACGGCCUGUACACGUGGAACUGGGCCGCCCACGGCCUGCUGCAGCACCUCGGCGGCAGCGACCCGGCCAACCUGAAGGAGUACCAGGCGCGCUUCGCCAGCCCGGUCCGGCCCGGCGACAAGCUGGUCGCGUCCGCCUGGAGGACCGGCGAGAUGCGCGACGGGUUCGAGGAGGUCCGCUUCGAGGUCCGCGUGGCCGGCGGCAAGGUGUGCCUGAGCAACGGGAGGGCGCUGAUCAAGUGUGUUGGCCCCGUGAAGGGGAAGCUGUGAGCGCGUAGCGUGUGAGGGCGGGGCCCCGGGGGUGUUGAUGGUUUUUGUAUGAAUAGUUAAUGUAAAUGCCUUUUUCUUCAGUUCGCCAACGGUAUGUUCCAUAUGGUGUUGAAGUUUUGCCUUCGCCUAGGUUCUGUGUGCUGCUGCUGCCUGGCGCUUUUGGCUAUCUGACGCACCUGAAUUCCAUCACGUUCACCCAA